Ciona intestinalis (vase tunicate) is the source of this 1391-nucleotide messenger RNA. Lineage: Eukaryota; Metazoa; Chordata; Ascidiacea; Phlebobranchia; Cionidae. The record is from RefSeq and is a predicted model, not a curated record.
AUAAACGUUUCUUGCUUCCGUUCCAGGUCUAUAGCUAUAACAUAAUAUAAUAUAAGACGAUCUGCACAUGUCAGUUUGCUGAUGUUUACCGAAAUGAAUUCUACGACAGAAUAUAAUUUGACGAUGGGUACCAGUGUAAGCAACUUCAUGCACUUAAAACCUGAUCCGAGGACCAAAGAUUGGUUCUUGGUGGACAACCCAACGUACCCGGUUGCGAUUGUACUGCUGUAUCUUGUCUUCUGUUUCAGCACCGAGAGUAUAAUGAAAGACCGCCCUGCAGUCAAUCUUCGAUGGCUAUUUGUGACAUAUUACGCAGUCUGCGUUCUGCUUUCAAUCUACAUAUCCAUUGAGAUUUUAAUUCAUGGAUUUCCCACUCUGUAUAACGCGUUUUGUCCUGCCAUCACUCCAGCUUAUCAGAACAGCCCAUCGGGUAUGAGGGUUUGCUCAGCAGUGUGGGUCUUUUACAUGACGAAGUACUUGAAGUUAUUUGACACAGUACCACUUAUGCUGCAGCGUAAGUUCGACCGAAUCAACUCCUACCAUAUCUACCACCACUGUAGCAUGACGCUUAUGAUAUGGUUCCACGUCAAAUAUUACGUAGACGGCCCUGAUGUUCUCGGAAUUUUGCUAAAUUCACUCUUUCACAUCUUGGUGUAUGGCUACUACGGGAUGAACGCAUUCGGGCCAAGCAUGCGCAAAUAUCUGUGGUGGAAAAAGUACAUUAUCAAAAUGCACAUGGUGGAAUUCUGGACCAUUAUUUUAACCGACAUGUAUUAUGCCAUUAUUAACUGCAACAACAAAGGCUGGGUGCACUUGGGAGUUGUCAUCGAUGUGUGCCUAUUGACAGUCAUGAUUCUUGCGGUCGGUCACCCAAGUUCAACUGCGGACCCGAAGGAAAAGCACGACUAGGACAGCAGUAGGCAAGAACCUUGAAGGGACUCAGCUCUAAGUCAAUUUAAAUUACGUCCUGAUUCUGCAAUGACGUAGGCGCAACCAAGUUGGCCCACAUGAUACCUAUCCGGAAAUAGAGAAUGAGUAUCACACCAAGCAAGCUAACAUUGUGAAUGUGGGUGAAGCCUCGAGUAGUUGUAAUGCACGUGCCGCGUGUUUAAUUCACCGAGUCGUCGAAUAUUUUUCAGUUCAAUCAUCGUUUUAUAUUUUCAUUUUUGUUCGUACUGUGACAUCAUCGUUUUGUUUGUACUUUUAACUUACACAUGUAUGCGUUAUUCUGCCCAAACAAUCGUUUUAUUUAACAAACUUCAACGCUGUUUCUAAGCCACAUGCUUUUAAGAACUCAUGCUGCCUGAUAUUAAAGAUGUAUAUACGGCUUGCUGUGUGCGAACUGCCAGUAUUGCCCAUAAAUAAAACAGUGGGCCAUCUAAUAGUUUUAA